AAAGGGGAGUGACGCAGUUAUUGUAGAUGUAUAGAUACUCCAUGCUUUUCUCAUAUGACCUGAAAUUAAAUUUUUUUCAAGCUUUCACGCAAAAAACUAAAUCCACAUAAACACAGCAAAGAAGAGGGAUUCCCACUGUCAUCUGCAAGCUGCAUGACCAUUCUCUGCGCCCCUUGAAUUUGGAUGCCAUUCCGGGAGGAGGUUGCGGUAAACCCCGAGGACUAGAUGCGAUAACCAUAAGGAGACAUGCCGCAGCCGAAAUCACGAAAAAUCGCCAUCCUCGGGUACAGAUCCGUAGGAAAGUCCUCUUUGACCAUCCAGUUUGUGGAAGGCCAGUUUGUUGAUUCCUAUGACCCAACAAUAGAAAACACAUUUACUAAGAUGAUCACAAUAAAUGGACAAGAGUACCAUCUCCAGCUUGUAGACACAGCAGGGCAGGAUGAAUACUCAAUCUUCCCACAGACUUACUCCAUAGAUAUCAAUGGCUACAUACUGGUCUAUUCAGUUACAUCAAAUAAAAGCUUUGAAGUUGUACAAGUUAUCCAUGAAAAACUGUUGGACAUGGUGGGAAAAGUUCAAGUUCCAAUUAUGCUCGUCGGAAACAAGAAUGACCUACAUAUGGAGCGAGUAAUCAGUUGUGAAGAGGGAAAAGCAUUAGCUGAAUCCUGGAACGCUGCCUUCAUGGAGUCCUCAGCUAAAGAGAACCAGACGGCCGUGGAGGUUUUCCGAAGGAUGAUCCUGGAGGCAGAAAAGAUGGACGGUGGCGUGCAGCCAGGAAAAACAUCCUGCUCCAUGAUGUAGAGCCGCCCAAUCAACACACAGGACACUGCACUGGGAUAUCCCGUUACUUGAAGGCUAGCUGCCAGUUCUCCUCCACCUCAACUGACUCCACCCCCAGGGUCCUAAAUAUCCAAUAUUGUCUAUUUAUGGCUCUGAUUCCACUGUUAUUUAUCAGUAUUCCCUUUUGUCAUCCUUGUUUUUCUUCAUGUGUUUGAUAAAAGAAAAGGACAAGUGGUGGUUCCUUGUCUUGCAUUUUCCACAACCCGCUCCUCCGUCUCUGGGCUCGGCACUGAUGCAAAACACAGAAUAUCACAGAUGUAUCAGGAAAAAUCCUAUAUCGGAAAUGAUGACAACUGUAACUAAGUUAGCAGUGGCUCAAUGAAUCUUUGCUUCCCGAUAUGCAGCUUCCAUUUAGCCCCUUCCCUGUUUAAAUAAAAUGAGAUAAGAGGAUUGUCAUAUCUAUCUGCCAUGCAUAUGCCUGGAAAAUGGUUAGAUAAACACAGUCAUUUUUUCUGAUACAUCACCUGCUGUUUGGUCCCAUCCAUAUGCAUCUCUUUUUCUACUUCAUCUACACACAGUACCCACUUCUCUGUCCCUCGGUUUGUUUUCAUAGCAGAUACUGUCAGCCAAAAGAAAAAAAGAAAAAAAAAUCUGCAUUCAUUUUCUAAUGUUGAAAAUGUUGUACAAAUGUUUUUGAUUGUAAUCAUUAAAGCGAAAAGUGGUUAUCUAAGCAGGCUGUGUUUUUGAAUUAUUGCAGAGGCUGUUAGCUAAUGAGUUUUGUCGCUAGGAAGGCAGGGUGUUUCUCUUUGUUUGCACCCUUUUAAUGAUAAUUGAUAUGUUUGGGCUAAAAGAAGAGAGAAGUACUUAGCCGUUUUGAUUUAUUGAAUCCUUUGUGCUUCUUCGUAAAAGAUGAAAUAAAUUGAAAAGGGUGCAGGAUGCAAGCAC
Molecule: messenger RNA, 1725 nt
Organism: Pelmatolapia mariae (spotted tilapia)
Lineage: Eukaryota; Metazoa; Chordata; Actinopteri; Cichliformes; Cichlidae
Gene: rheb
Product: Ras homolog, mTORC1 binding
Exons: 8
Coding region: 247-801 (184 amino acids)
Biological process (GO): small GTPase-mediated signal transduction
Cellular component (GO): plasma membrane
Molecular function (GO): GTPase activity; GDP binding; GTP binding
Source: RefSeq, a predicted model, not a curated record